Molecule: messenger RNA, 1916 nt
Organism: Cynoglossus semilaevis (tongue sole)
Lineage: Eukaryota; Metazoa; Chordata; Actinopteri; Pleuronectiformes; Cynoglossidae
Product: 14-3-3 protein zeta
Exons: 6
Coding region: 156-893 (245 amino acids)
Source: RefSeq, a predicted model, not a curated record
UUGACGUCACCACCAACCUCCUCCCAACGGGCCGAGCCUUGGUGUCAUUGAAGGGAAACCCCGUACACUGUUCAGACAGACGGGCUGAAGGAGUCAGCUGAAGCUUGGGACACCGGCUUACAUCACUGCUGUACGCUAGUAACCGGUCAGCAGCCAUGAGUGAUCCAUCCAAACAAGACCUGGUGACCAGGGCCAAACUGGCUGAGCAGGUUGAGCGCUACGAUGACAUGGCUCAAAUAAUGAAGGCUGUUGCGAUGUCAGACGAAGACAUGUCAGAAGAUGACCGCAACCUGUUGUCAGUGGCCUACAAAAAUGUGGUUGGUGCCCGCCGGUCCUCAUGGCGUGUGGUGUCCAGCAACCAGCAACAGAAAAGUGAUUAUAAACAGUCACUUGUCAUAGAGUACAAGACAACAAUCGAGAAGGAACUGAAAGACAUCUGCAGGGAAGUGCUGAAACUUUUGGAUGCGUAUCUUAUUCCCAAAGCCAAAGAAGCACAAAGCAAAGUCUUCUAUUUGAAAAUGAAAGGAGAUUACUUCCGCUACCUGGCUGAGGUUGCUACCAAUGAUGAGAAGAAAGGAAUAAUUGAAGAUUCAGAGAAUGCCUAUACUGCAGCUUUUGAAAUCAGUAAAACUCAAAUGCCCCCCACACAUCCCAUUCGUCUUGGACUUGCCCUCAAUUUUUCGGUUUUCUACUACGAGAUCCUUGAUGUACCUGAAAAAGCCUGCAGUCUGGCAAAAGCGGCUUUUGAUGAAGCCAUCGCAGAGCUCGACACAUUGUCUGAAGAUUCGUACAAAGACAGUACACUAAUCAUGCAGUUACUGAGAGACAACUUGACACUGUGGACCUCUGAUACCCAGGUUGAGGGAGAUGAUGCAGAGGAUCCCAAAGAUUGAGCAAAACCCCCACCAUAGUCAUCCCAGUCCCUGAUAUUGUCCCAAUUCAGCAUCACAAUUAAUUAACUCUAAGACCACCUCACUAUCAUGUUUUUUCCCAGUUCUUUCUAUAUUUUUUCUAUUUUGGAGUGUUAACUUUUUUUUUCUUUCCUGUUCACGGUUCCCUUUUUUGUAGCAACUGCGGGAAGGGAAAAGGGGUUAGAAUUUUAAACUAUUUGUGGGUGGGGUCCGUGAGGACAGGGUUAGUAGUCUGGGUUUCCUGCCCUCCUGCUGACCUAUUUUUGUGGGAGCUAUAGGGGUGUUGUAUAAUUAAGGUGGUGGUGUAAGUUCUUGACUUAAUAAAACAUUCAGGUGGAUGGUUUUUUGAGUCAGAUAACUGGUUAUACUGUAAGGAUUCCAUUCACAUUAAUAGUCCUGGUCUUGAUUAACACCAUUUUGAUAAAAUAUGCUUUCACACAAAUCAGUUGCCUUGCCAUGCCUUAGCAGACAGCAACGCUUAAGUGCUUGGCAAGAGUAGUAACAGUGGAGAGUAAGCAAUGAGGAUUGCUAGGAAUGGAGAGAUUUUGAUGCAAAAUAGAAGUUACAUUCCAAUUUCAGUUUCAACACUGUGCCCUUUUAUUUUUAGUUUUGGGUUUGUUUUUUUGUCUUUAAUGACAUUUUUUUUGAGGGGGUGUAAAAAGCACACACUCUGAUUAAUUAUCAUGUUUGGUCCAAGCACAGCAAAAACAGCAUACAUUCUCACCUAGUUUCUUUUUCCAAUUAAGAUUGACUUUGUUAUUACCACCUUUUAAUAUAGUUGUCCAAACUGCAUGGUAAGACUUAGUUUCUGGAGAAGUAAGAAAAGUGUUCUCUGCCUGGCUGGCUUUGUUUGUGUUUUUGGAAUUUUCAUACAAAGCCGUUAUUAGAGAAAUUGUAAUUUCAUCUAAGAGGAAUUAAAACAAUUCAAAUAUCAGCCUGUUUGAAGGAUCAGUCUAUUUUUAAGAAAGCAAUUAUGUAUUGUAAAUAAUAAUGCACCGUUUAACA